Molecule: messenger RNA, 2937 nt
Organism: Anolis sagrei ordinatus
Lineage: Eukaryota; Metazoa; Chordata; Lepidosauria; Squamata; Anolidae
Gene: BLOC1S2
Product: biogenesis of lysosomal organelles complex 1 subunit 2
Biological process (GO): lysosome localization; endosomal transport
Cellular component (GO): BORC complex; BLOC-1 complex; gamma-tubulin complex
Molecular function (GO): gamma-tubulin binding
Source: RefSeq, a predicted model, not a curated record
GGAAGGAGAUUGUAUGCGGAAGUAGCAGCGCAUGCGCGGGAGAAAGGGCUGUAUCAUGGAGACGACCAAGGCUGCUGCGCCGGCUACUGAGGAAGGACCCCAACAGGCUGCCAAGCAUGAUCCUGCUGUUGAAACAGCAGAAGAAGCUACAGAACCAGCAGAGGCAGAUAUCAAUGAACUUUGUAAGGAUAUGUUCAACAAAAUGGCAGUUUAUCUGACAGGUGAACUAACUGCCACUAGUGAAGACUACAAACUGUUGGAAAAUAUGAACAAGUUGACUAGUUUGAAAUACCUAGAAAUGAAAGAUAUUGCAAUAAAUAUAAGUCGAAAUCUGAAGGAUUUGAAUCAGAAAUAUGCUGGACUUCAGCCAUAUCUGGAGCAAAUCAAUCUAAUUGAAGAGCAAGUGGCAGCUUUGGAACAGGCAGCUUACAAACUGGAUGCAUAUUCAAAGAAACUUGAAGCAAAGUACAAAAAACUGGAGAAACGAUGAAAGGACACUAUGCAAUGAGACUUUUUUUUCUAAAACAUAUGGCUCUUCCAUGCAAGAAAUAGGAUCAUGUGUCACUGACUUUCUGGAUUUUACACAAUUUGUUACACAAAAAAACAGUCUUGAGUAGAGUUUUGUGGGAACUCCUAAGGUCUGUAGUGGCUCCCCUUGGCUGAAAUCUUCUCCUGUAGAACCUGUCUUUUCUUAAUGUUCUUUUUUUUUACUCAUUUACAGGAGAUUAAUAUCAAGGCCACUUCUAGCUGCUUCAGCAAUCUGAUACAGUAAUUUCCCCAUAACUAAUAUUUUUGCACUUACUCCCCAAUGAAACAUAUGUUGAAAGUUGUGCUUUGCAGAGAUACUGAUUUGUGAAAAUGAUGGCUACCAAUAUACUGUGAUAGCUACUAAAAUGGUAUGGCCUUACAGCAAAGUGUGUGUAUGUGUUGUUUUGUUUUUGAGAAACAUAUAAUAGCCAGAAAGUAACAUAAAACUGUUUGCGGUAGGAGGAUAAUCUUCAGGUUUUUUUCGGAGUGGUAUUCUAGAUCAGUCCAAACUGCUUUCUCUCAUGAUAAGGCAGAAUAUGUACGGGACUGGCUGGUUCUAAGCUUGCUCUGUCUCAGCAGCUACUUGGCAUGUGGCUGAAGAUAACUCAAUUUAAUUCUGCCAGUUUAUGAUGGGUUUAUUAUAGUAGAGCUUAGAUCGGGCACAGGAAAGCUUCAGCCCUCCAGUUUUUUGGAACUUCAACUCCCAUCAUUCGUAACAGCCAGUAAGCUGUUAAAAAUUGUGGGAGUUGGAAGUUCCAAACACCUGGAAGACUGAAGUUUGCCCAUGCCUGGCUUAGAUGGUGAUAAUAUACCAUAGGUAGAGCUUCAUCUCCUUUAAAAUCUAAUUCAGAAACACUAAAGAAAAAUAAUCCAAGAAUGCCAGGAUGGAAAGUGGUACUGUAAGGCAACUGCUAAAGAAGUACUAGUCCUGUCCACAAUUCUUCAUAGGCGCAACUGCCUAACUUUCCAAGCCUUUCUAGCAAGGCCUUGAAUUCUUGCUUUCCUGCCGUAAACUUGCAACGUCUUGGCACUCCACAUCUGAUGGUUCCUCCAUUUCUAUUCCACUGGGUACUAACCAUGUUCUUUCAACCCAAAUUUAUUUUGGAGAUCUGAUAUCUGUCAUCAAUUACAUUAACGUUAGUAUAGUACAACUGCAAAGUUUCAGAGUAACAUGUACAUUAAAAUGCUUGAGACAAUGAAUAGUGAAGAAAAACUUGGAAUUUUGUCAAUAUACACUGAGAACAGUGUCAAGCUUUACAGCAGAUGCAAUUUGUAAUAUGGGACCCUUAAGCAGUACCUGUUCUAUUUAGAAAAAUUGGCAAACUGUUUUUAAAAAUUGUCAUCCUCUACUUCAGGAAUGAUUUGUUGGGCAUUGUCUGGUUUUCUUUCUGACUACCUGAGUUUUAAUUAUAGUCAGACAUGGCACUGUUAUAUAUACAAUUAUUAAUCAUGCAGAAAUAUACAGGUGCAUUAACUCUGGGAUCUGCUCAACAUGACUGUUAGUAUUGCAUUUGUUGGCUCCCAUUACGACCACCAGCACAAUGCCAGUGUUGUCAAUAUCUCUUUGAAUGGUAGGCAGAUUUCCUUAGUAGGUAUUCUCUGUGCAGAAACUCAGCAUGAACAUGUGACUACUUACUAUUUCAGAUGUAUGUUUUUUAUACUUGCCUAAAUUCAGUAAUCGAGGCCUAUAAAAAUAUGUAUUGUACAUCAAAACAUAUAUAUUUUGGUAUUUGUGCCUGUGUGUUCUUUUUGACUUCCUAUGUGUAGGUAAAGUUUAUUGACAAUUAUCCUUCUUCCAUCAUGUUACUAAAUUGCUACACUGAUCUUUAACCAGACAGAUUUGGACUAUGGAAAAGAACAAUAAUGUUGAUGGAUUAGCUUCCAAAUUACUAUCUUUUCGCUGUAUCUUUUAACUUGCUGAGCAGCAUAUGGAGCUGAAGAAUUGGAUCGUUGUUCUGUCUAAAUAUCAUCUGCUUCAGGACUGAGCAACUGUAGCCCAUGCAUAAGAAGCUGAACUCCAAUACCCAUGAUCUUUACCAUUACCUAAACUGGAUCAAAGAGUUCAUGGGUCCCAGGAGAUCUCAAUUAAUAAAAUGAGGACAUCCGACACCUCAAAUGUCUAUUAAUUAGAGAAGAGUCUUCCUCACACUUGCCUGGUAUUAAACUAGGACUUUUAGCAUACAAAGUGUGUACUCUACAACUGAGUUUCAGGCUCCUGUUAAAUCUGGAGAGCUGAAAUCACCUCAGAUACUCUCUACCUCAAUCUAGCAUGAAACGUUUGCAUUUCUACAUUAACUUUUCUCAAUAGUGUUCAAUUUAGUAUCUAGCAAGAGCUCUAGCUGUACAAUGAUUUCACAUUUAAGUGAAGUGAUGCACAAGAAUUUUUAAUAAAACAUUCUUACAAGCCAA